UCGCCUGCAAUUGUCCUGCACAUUUCCCGCCUCCCCUGUCUCUCUCCNCUUUUCUUCUCUCUAUAUCGUCUCCUCUCUCUCUCUCUCUCUCUCUCUCCAUUUUGUCUCUCUCUACUUUCUCUCUCUUUUUUUUCUCUCUAACUUUUAACACAGCACAACAACAUCACCAGAUCAAGAGAAGGAAACGCUCCAUCAUCCAGAGAAGGAAGAGCUAUACGGCCAUAGCCAGUCUCUCUGUCUAGAGUAGGAAGAGCUUUUUUCCUGUGAGAUGGAUUCAACUGCUCUCUUCAACCAAUUGAAGGCUGCAGAACCAUUUUUCCUUUUAGCUGGUCCUAAUGUUAUAGAAUCUGAGGCGCAUGUUCUGAAGAUGGCUGGAUAUAUUAAGGACAUCACCUCAAAGCUUGGGCUGCAGUUGGUUUUCAAAUCCAGCUUUGACAAAGCUAAUCGUACAUCGUCAAAAUCAUUCCGUGGUCCAGGCCUAGAAGAAGGCUUGAAGAUACUUCAAAAGGUCAAGAUGACUUUUGAUCUUCCUAUUGUGACAGAUGUGCACGAGGCAAGCCAGUGUGAACCUGUUGGGAGGGUUGCUGAUAUCAUUCAGAUUCCAGCUUUUCUAUGUCGCCAGACAGACCUUCUAGUUGCAGCUGCAAAGACUGGGAAAAUAGUGAAUAUUAAGAAAGGCCAAUUUUGUGCUCCUUCGGUCAUGGUAAAUUCUGCAGAAAAGGUUCGAUUGGCAGGGAAUCAAAAUGUAAUGGUUUGUGAGCGGGGCACCAUGUUUGGCUAUAAUGAUUUGAUUGUUGAUCCCCGCAACUUGGAGUGGAUGAGAGAAGCAAAUUGUCCUGUUGUUGCAGAUGUUACUCAUUCCUUACAGCAGCCUGCUGGCAAAAAGCUAGAUGGUGGUGGUGUUGCAAGUGGCGGUCUUCGUGAACUCAUACCCUGUAUUGCAAGGACAUCAGUUGCGGUUGGGGUUGAUGGUAUCUUCAUGGAGGUACACGACGAUCCGCUGAAUGCUCCAGUUGAUGGUCCAACACAGUGGCCUCUGCGCCAUUUGGAGGAGCUACUCGAAGAGCUCAUUGCAAUUUCAAGGGUCAGCAAAGGAAAACAACCAUUCAAGAUUGACCUCACUCCAUUUCGUGGUUAAGGUAUGACAACUCAUGUAAUGACAUUUUAAGUGGGUGCGGAGCUCCAUGAUCCGGCCUGGCAGGCUCCUUCCUAUUGCUUCCAAGAAGAUGAAGAAAAGCAUCUCCUCAUAAAACCAAAGAAAGGGGUAAACGAGGAUUUCAGAAUCCCUGGUGGAAAUGACGUUUCACUCGUCGGCGAUGAUUUGGAUUUGUCUCCGACUCUUUUAAGUUUUAAAAAUAGCCGAUCCGGAUGGGGUUCUUAGAACCCUUGGUGUUGUUCGUGAGCGAUGAUUUGGAUUUGUCUGGGACUCUUGGGUUUUGAGAAUAGCCUAUCCUGAUGGGAUCAAAGAAAGAUAGGAAAGACGGCUCUAUGCAUUUUUUUUUAUUUUCAAUAUUUUUUUGCUAGAUCAUUAUUUCAGCCAAUCCAAAUUGGUCUAGCAGAGGGCCGAUCCAUUUUUUAAAAUUGAGUUAUCAAUA
This is a messenger RNA of Amborella trichopoda, 1595 nucleotides long. Its product is annotated as 2-dehydro-3-deoxyphosphooctonate aldolase. The record is from RefSeq and is a predicted model, not a curated record. NCBI's taxonomy places the organism in Eukaryota, Viridiplantae, Streptophyta, Magnoliopsida, Amborellales, Amborellaceae. Gene Ontology annotation, molecular function: 3-deoxy-8-phosphooctulonate synthase activity. Gene Ontology annotation, cellular component: cytoplasm. Gene Ontology annotation, biological process: biosynthetic process.